Molecule: messenger RNA, 1638 nt
Organism: Malus domestica (apple)
Lineage: Eukaryota; Viridiplantae; Streptophyta; Magnoliopsida; Rosales; Rosaceae
Source: RefSeq, a predicted model, not a curated record
AUGGCUUUGGUUGGAGAGGCUUUGCUCUCCGGUUCGAUCAAGGUGCUGUGCGACAAGAUUUCUGGAGAGUUCAUAGACUUCCUCCGAGCAAGAAGACUCGACCAUUCACUCGUGGGCAGACUGAAGGUGAAGUUGAUGACCCUCAAUGCAGUGCUCAACGAUGCAGAGGAGAAGCAGAUUGUCGACCGUGACGUCGGGAUGUGGCUUGACGAGCUCAAACAUGCUGUGUUCGAGGCCGAGGACUUGGUGGAUGAGAUCGAUACUGAAGUUUCGCGUCACAAGGCGAAAGAUCAGACCCAGGUGUGGAACUUCCUUUCUACCUCUCGUAAACCUUUUAAUUAUAAAGGCAUGAAUGGUAGGAUAGAAGUUUUAUUCAACAAGUUGGAAGACCUUGCAAAUCAAAAAGAUAUCCUCCGUCUUAGAGAAGAUGUUGUUGGAGGCAAUGUUUCACAAAGAACUCCCACAACUUCUGUUGUUAGGGACGGAUUUUAUACCUAUGGUAGGGAUGGAGAUAAAGACAAGUUAAAAGAUCUACUGCUGCUAUCUGACAAUGAAAGUAGCAGUAAUUUUUCUGUAGUCCCUAUAGUCGGUAUGGGCGGGUAUGAGGCUUUGAGGGUUAUUAAGGCCCUUAUUGAGGAAAUCACUAAAAAAAAGCCUUGUGACAAUUUGGAGAUGAAUUCCCUUGAAGUUCAACUAAGGGAACAACUGAGUGGAAAGAGAUUUUUACUUAUCUUGGAUGACCUUUGGAAUGAAAACUAUGAUGACUGGGAGCGUCUACAAAUUCUUUUCACGUAUGGGGCAAAGGGAAGCAAAGUCAUUGUAACAACAAGGAGCAGACAUGUUGCAGCCAUCGUGCACAAUACUGUUCCUAUUCACGAUUUAAAAGAAUUGUCGGAUGAAGACUGUUGGUCGUUACUGGAAAAACAUGCAUUUAGAAAUGAAAACCCCGGUGCACAUCCAGACUUGGUUGAAAUUGGUAAGCAAAUUGCAUUGUCUUUACCACCAUAUGGUGUUUGGAAUGUUGGAUAUGUAAGCAAUAAGGUUCUAGAUGAUUUACUGCCAGCACAAAGAUGUUUACGGGCAUUUUCAUUGUCAGGAUACAAAAACAUCACUCACUUACCUGAUUCCAUUGGUAACCACAUGCAUUUGCGUUACAUUGAUCUCUCUUAUACGGCAAUUAAAAGGUUACUAGAUACAGUGUGUACUCUCUACAAUUUACAAACUCUAUUGUUGAAAGGUUGUUCUUCUCUUGUUGAAUUGCCUGCAGACAUGAGGAAAUUGAUUCAUUUGCGUCAUCUUGAUAUUGGUGGAACUAACAUAAAAGAGAUGCCUGUGCAUAUGGGUAGACUAAAAAGUUUGAGAACACUGACGGCUUUUGUGUUGGGGAAAUCUACUGGGUCAAGCAUUGCAGAGCUGAGGGAGUUGUCGCACCUUGGAGGAAAAAUUUCUAUCUUGAAUCUGCAAAAUGUAGUCGGUGCUAUUGAUGCCUUGCUGAAGGAUAAGAAAGAUCUCAACGAGGUAGAGUUGUCAUGGGGUGAUGUAGUUUCCGAUGAUUCCGUAAAAGAGAGAUGUGCUCGAAAGAUUUCAACCUUCGGUAAAUUUGGUGAAGCUAACCAUCAGGUUUUAUGGCGGAAUUAG